Molecule: messenger RNA, 1739 nt
Organism: Setaria italica (foxtail millet)
Lineage: Eukaryota; Viridiplantae; Streptophyta; Magnoliopsida; Poales; Poaceae
Exons: 6
Coding region: 146-1432 (428 amino acids)
Source: RefSeq, a predicted model, not a curated record
AGAGGAAACAAACACCUCCGAACAACUGAGCUCUUUCUCCUCUCCGUCCUUCAAUUCGUCCUCCUCGCUAGCUCCAUCGUCUCCAGGAAGAAAGAAAAAGAAGAGAUCGUUGGUUGGUUAGUUGAGCGACCUUAAAGCAAGCAGGAUGUUGGAAGCAGUAGAGCAGCGCUCCACACUGCUCUGGGAGCGGCUGCGGCGAGCGUCGGAGACGAAGGAGCUGCUGGCAGCAGAAGCUGGUUCAUGGCAAGCAGAGCACGGUGAGGGCAGUGAUGACGACCUUGGAGGAGCAAGGGAGCCUCCGGUGAGCCGGUGGCGAUGGCUCAAGGCCGUGUCCAUGGUGGCGUUCGGUGGCCGGCCGGCAUACAAGCCGGUAGCACAAAUAAUGCCUCUUAGUGAUCAGCCGCCAAAGUCUGGAAGUGAUCACAAUAAUUUACUGGAGGCAGCUGAUACAGAUCUUGGGGCGGACCGUCCACAACCGAGAGUCACUGCUCAGGCACAGGCUCGGUUAUCUCCGAGAGACGUUGCCAAGAUUAGAAGCAAUAAUCCAGUCCCUCAGGUUGUAAUGCCGGUUCCAUCGAACCUUCCACCAUCAACAGAAACAGUUCAGGUACCGUCUUUUCUAACUCCACGACACGGUGUCAAGUUUGGAAACAAUAAUUCUGUCCCUGAGGUUGUAGUGGAUGUUCCAUCAAACCUUCCACGAUCAACAGAAACAGCUCAGGUAGCUGAUCAGAUGAAAAAGAAGCAGCAGGAGCGUUGCCUCAAAUACUCACAGAAGGCCCUUGCGUUUGCCGUCUGCACAUUCAUUGGAUACGCAAGUGCUGCAAAGGCAAGUAGGAAAGGUUCUGAGGAUAGUGAACCAAGCAAUAUCAACAUAACUUUCAAACUCGCCAUGGUACCCUUCUUCAUUGCCCUCUGCGCGGACCUCUUUUCGUUGAAGACGAAGGCAAAGUAUGGCCGUGCCUUUGUCUUCCUAUCAUCAUUCCAUCUGGUGCUGAUGGUAUACCUCGUAUUCAUCUCAUUCGACACGAGAUAUGCCUACACCAUGAUCUUCCUGCCUCUAGUGGCUGUUUCCUCCCUUCUUCAACAAAAGCUAUGGCCUGGGCAGCAACAAGGCACCGAUGAAAAAGCUAAUAAAAACCUAGACAGCAUCUUUGAGUUGUCCUCUCUUAUCCUCAACUGGAGCACCUUUAUCUCCGCGCUCAUGGUCAUAUUCAGGGAAUUAAAGCCUAACGAAAAAUAUGAAGAUAUAGCACACGGUGCUGUAGGGCUCUUCUUCUUCCUCACUAUCGUUCUAGGGCUCUAUCUCAUGCUAGUCACAACAGUGAGAAUUCCGGAACUGGUACGUGUGAGGUACCUCGAUGUCCUGCUUAUCUGCCUGCUCGUCGGCACUAUCAUCUCCGCCUUGAUCUCGUUUCUACAUUUUAAUUGAAGACGGAGCGGAAGUCCUAUAUGCAGCCAGGUCUAGGUGUCUUGGAAACAAAUUGCACUUGGUGUGCAUAAAUUGUGUACUAUAGUCACGAACAAUUUGUUGGUGGCCUGCUGCUGCAUAUUGAUGUGUUGCACCUCUCACUCACAUGCUACGGAAAGAAAUAGGCAAAAUAGCCCCAUCGGUCAUCCAGAUCGUUUUUUGUCCCUGAACCGUCAAAAGAGCUGAUUUGGUCCCUAAACUGUUAUGUCUGGUCGAAUUCAGUCAUUGAUCUUAUGUGGCAUGCCACAUCAGCUGAUCGAAAUGCCUA